AUGAAAGAAGAUAUAUCAAAAGUGACAAAAUCAUCAAAUAUGAUAAUAUUAAAAACAACUGAUGGUGUUUUUUUCAAGGUAGAAUCCAAAAUUGUGAAGAUGAUGGAAACUGUUCAAUCACUCAUUGACAAGUCUGAAGACACUGCAACGAUAAUUACUCUACCAAAUAUAUUCAGUGACGAUCUUGCUAUGAUCAUUAAUUAUUGCAAGAAAUUAUUACACUACGAACAAGAAGAGACCAAUGAUGCAAAAGACGAGUUUGAUGUUGAAUUUGAGAAUCAAUUGAGCGAAGAUGACAUAAUUGAGCGUAGAUGCAAAUUACCUAGGCAUAAGUAG
Cicer arietinum (chickpea) is the source of this 336-nucleotide messenger RNA. NCBI's taxonomy places the organism in Eukaryota, Viridiplantae, Streptophyta, Magnoliopsida, Fabales, Fabaceae. The record is from RefSeq and is a predicted model, not a curated record.